Molecule: messenger RNA, 1026 nt
Organism: Necator americanus (New World hookworm)
Lineage: Eukaryota; Metazoa; Nematoda; Chromadorea; Rhabditida; Ancylostomatidae
Exons: 8
Coding region: 1-1026 (341 amino acids)
Biological process (GO): G protein-coupled receptor signaling pathway
Cellular component (GO): plasma membrane; neuron projection
Molecular function (GO): G protein-coupled receptor activity; peptide binding
Source: RefSeq, a predicted model, not a curated record
AUGAUGGAGUAUGUCGAUGAUGGCGGCGAUAGCUCUUCAGAUGUUUCUGAUAUGCAUUACGCUAAGGGGGUGAUGACUAUCAUCUACAUCACUGUGUUCCUAAUUGGUACUCCGGGAAAUCUUUGGAUCAUCUGCAAACUAAUACAAGCAAGGUUACUGAGUACACACGCCGCGGUUGGUGUCUCCCAACGAUCUCGGAUCUACAUCUUUGCGCUCGCUUGUUCAGACCUAGUAUUGCUGCUCACGUUACCGCUCACUGCCAGUUACAACUACAAGGGCACGUGGAUAUUUGGAGAAUUUAUGUGCUACGCUCAUCUGACCAUCGAAAUUGUGGCGAAGUUAUUCUCAGUGGUGUUGUUGACAGUGGUGAGUCUGGAGAGGUACUUCAUCGUCUGUACAAGGCUGCGGACAGUCUGUGGUUCGUGGAUGACGACUGUCCCUCUUGUCAUUGGAACACUGUUCUGCGUAGUAGUUCCCUCUACCUUUCACUUUUUCCAUAUCAUUCAUCAUAGGUUCACUAUUCCAGGCAUGGACCACAUCACCGUUUGCAUUCCAAACAUGGACGAUCACGUGUUCAAUAUGUACGCUCAAUAUACUUUCGUCGUCGGUUUCGUGAUACCUUUCGCUUUGAUGACCAUCUGUUACAUUCUUCUCGUUCGACAUGUUCGAGCGAAAUUUAGGAAUAGAAAAGUGACUGUUAGCUCGUCGAAGGCGAUACGGGAGCCACGAUACAUGCAUGAAAUGCGUAAAUCUAUCUGGCGGAUCGCAGUCUUUCAUUUCAUCUGCUGGGCUCCAUUCUGGGCGUUUGCCAUCGUACCACAUUAUAUAGCCCAAUUAUGGGGACACGAAGUUCUAGAACAGCUUCCUGGAUGGUACAUAUACUGUCGAUUGUUUGCGAAUUGCUUACCGUAUAUUAACGCAGCUGGUAACUGGGUUUUAUACGCUUUGCUUAACUACGAUGUUCGCAAGCAUAUAUACACUAGACCAUAUCAACGAUUUCUCUUCUCAUCAUUGUCGACUGUGUAG